Aspergillus terreus NIH2624 is the source of this 2256-nucleotide messenger RNA. RefSeq names its product CCAAT displacement transcription factor COY1. NCBI's taxonomy places the organism in Eukaryota, Fungi, Ascomycota, Eurotiomycetes, Eurotiales, Aspergillaceae. The record is from RefSeq and is a predicted model, not a curated record. Gene Ontology annotation, biological process: intra-Golgi vesicle-mediated transport. The coding region runs from base 1 to 2256 and encodes 751 amino acids. The transcript is spliced from 4 exons. Gene Ontology annotation, cellular component: Golgi membrane.
AUGGCCACGACAACGAUAAGGAUAGUACCAGCAAGCUGCCAGAAGGCGCCAACAAGUUUCAACGCGCCAUUGCAGCAUGGAGAGGUCGGGCUCCUCACCCUGCUUUCUGUCCCGUGCAUUGAUUUGUCCAGCACCAUCGCGAAAUUGGAUAGUACCGCCUCGGACUUGGUCGCUCAACAGCGGGAUUCCCUCGUGCAAAGAAAAGAUCUUGCCCAGAAGACCAAGGACUUCCGAAAACUAGAUGACUCCUCCAAAUUGGCAGAGUACAAAGGUCUCCUUAAAGCAUACCAGGGCUUCAUUGAUGUCUUGACAAACCAGGGAAAAGCCUCAUCCUCCGCAUUCCUUCAGUUAUACUCUACGUUAUCUGAGGCACCAGACCCUUAUCCAUUGCUGGAAGCAUCCAUCGACUCGCUGAUCCACUCGGAAGAAACCGUUCCCAAACUGACAUCGGAACGCGACCAGCUCCAAAGCUCUGUUGAUCGACUUACGUCUCAGCUAGAGGAGACUGAGAAGCGACUCCAGGAAGAACGCGCCUCAAGGAAGAAACUGGAGGAGACACAGGAAACAAAGAUCAAAGAGGUGGAAGCUUCAUGGUCAGCUGUGCUGUCGGAGAAGACGAACAAUUGGACGGCCAAGGAGAAGAGCUUGGAAGAAAAGGUGGAGAACCAAGACCGCCUGAUCAAGGAUCUCAAGGCGAACUACGAAGUGUCGCAACGAUUGGGCCAGGACAACGAGAGCGGCGACGGCUCCCAGAAUGCUGCUACCGCAGCCGAACUGGAGUUGGUGUCCGCCGAUCUGGAAAAGACCAGCCUCCGACUUGCUGAGGUGGAGGCACGGAACGAACAGCUGAGGCUUGAGCUGGCUCAGGCCGUAUCACAUUCGCAACCGGAACAGGCACCGUCGGUGGAGGAUGACCCCGCAUAUCUUCGUCUCCAGUCCGAGAAUUCAUCCCUCCUUCGCAAAUUGGACGCUGCACGAUUUGACCGGGAUUCUGAACGGCACAAGUGGGAGUCGAAGAUCUCCCAGUCGGAGAGACAAAUGUCGAAGCUCACUGCUGAACGCGAUGAGCUGCGAUCCAAGUUGGAGAAGUUGGCUGAUUAUGAAGAUAUCCGUCGGGAGCUAGAGAUGAUCAAGUCCAUUGAAUUUUCUGCUGGAGAUGAUGACGACGCUGCCGAUCUUACUGAGUCGGCUACCAAUGGCUCAGCCCAAUCAAAGGACGGCUCGAAGAACAAUACUCUGGAGCAACUCUUGCUGGCAAGGAACAAGAAGCUUACGGAUGAACUCACGAUUCUGCGAGUGUCGCACCGUGAUAUCCAGGGCCAGCUGGAAACCCUCCGGGAAGACCUCUCCACUACGAAAGAAGAGCUGGAGAAGUCACAGAAGCUUUCCACUACCCUCGAGAAUGAUUUACUUCGGGUACAGCAGGAAGCCGCAAAUGCAUUCCCAUCUUCAGCAAUGUCAGUCGCUGGCACCUACACCUCGAAGUAUCAUUCGUCCCGAAGGGGCGGCACAUCCCCAACAUCAUCUAUCAUCUCCGGAUUUGAUCAUUCCGGGGGAUCGCCUAACACCAUGGACUCCAUUAGGGCCGGCGAGCCCGUCGGUGGGGGCUCGGGGCUUUUGCCAAUGAUCCAGGCCCAGCGAGACCGCUUCAAGAAGAAGAACACGGAGCUGGAGGAGGAGCUAUCGAAGCUAUACGGUACCGUCAAGUCGCUCAGGCAGGAGGUUGCUUCGCUCCAGAAAGACAACCUUAGUCUAUAUGAAAAGACGCGGUAUGUGUCCACAUACAGUCGUGGACAGGGUCAGGGGGCAUCGUCGUCGUCCUCUGCGUAUGGUAACAAGCCGGGCUCCUCUGUGCACCCCUCCUCAGAUACACCAUCUGGGCUGUCUCUUGACCGAUACCAAUCUGCAUACGAAGCCCAACUCUCACCGUUUGCUGCUUUCCGUGGACGUGAGUCUGCACGCGCGUAUAAACGGAUGAGCUUGCCCGAGCGGGUUGUUUUCUCCCUCACUCGUAUCAUUCUGGCCAAUCGGACCAGCCGGAAUCUCUUCGCUGGCUAUUGCCUGGCUAUCCAUAUUCUCUUGUUCGCCAUGCUAUAUAUGAUGAGCACGAUGGAGAUUGAGAAACAUAGCAGUGCCACCUUGGGCGCAGCUGUCGCGGGCAUGGGCAGCGCGGCUGGCAGUGGCAGUGGUUACAGUGGGGGACAGCAACUACAUGGCGAUGAUUGGCAGCAAGAGGGGUUCAAUCAUGCCAGAUAG